AUGGAUAAAAAUCUUCACUGCAUCGAGAAAAAACCGGCAAACCGUUAUAUCUUAUUUAGAAGUUGUUUUUCAAACGCAGCGUCAAAAAAAUUGCCUUGUACUGAGCAAUUGUGCCUUUUAUCUACAUUGUCUAAAAAGGAUAAACAGCACUUUAUAUCACAAUUCAGUUCACAUAUAUAUAAACGCUAUGAAAGUGAACUUUUGAGUGUCUUUUCUCCAUUAUAUGAAGAAUUAAAAAGGUCUAAAAAAGAACAAAAGAUUACGCGGAAUCAGAGUUUGAAUACUCAUUCUAGAAAUAAACCAUAUACGCUGGAACGGAGACAACGAGGUUAUUCCGAUUCGGUAUUCUCAACAUUAGCUCAACUGGAUUUAUUUGAUACAUCCAGAUCAACAUUAGACCGAUACGCUUCAUUUCUAGCAAAUUCAUCAUUCACAUCAGAAGCAUCCUCAAACUUUCCACAUUGUAGUUUAGUUUAUUUUGCGGAUACAAACCAAUUUAAUACUGUUGGAUCUGAUUUAAUAAUUCAGUCGCCGGUGACAGAUUUGGACCCGAGCGAGGAUUCUGGUGAUACAUCAGUUGGAUCUGUUUCAUCAUUCACGUCGGAAACCUCCUCAACCUUUACAUCUGUACAUUCUACGGUGCCAAGCCCAUUUCAUACUGUUAGAUCUGAAUCAAUGCUUAAGUCGCUGGCGACAACUUCGGACUCGAGCAACGAUUCUAGCCCUUUACAAACAGAGAAUUCUCCAAAUUCUGUAGUUAAAUUGCAAAAGACCAUUACUCAGUCACUUGAAAAAUCAAAUACCGAGACACAAUAUAAACCACUUGUCUUUAAAGGUCAGGAUUUACGUGUUGCUUUUAACAAGGUUGAAUAUUAA
Messenger RNA from Ambispora gerdemannii, 876 nucleotides. The record is from the annotation of a GenBank genome assembly. Lineage: Eukaryota; Fungi; Glomeromycota; Glomeromycetes; Archaeosporales; Ambisporaceae.